CGUGGCCACUGCGCAUGCGGACCCCCGCCGUGGGGCUGUACUGGGGGGGAGCGCGAAGCACGGACCCCGCCCCUUCGCGGCUCCACGCGUGACGUCGCGGGGGGCGCCGGCCUCCGCCCGGCUCCGAGCGAUACUCUUUCAUCAGGCUGUCGCUUCUUGCGUGGGAGAGAGCACCCCACUUGGAAGCAGGAGGAGGAUUUCAGACCUUGGCUCUACCACUGCUAUGUUAAAGUCCGCGAGCCUCAGUUUCCCCCACGGUGCUUUUGCCUGGCCUCAUCUGGUUUUGAGGAUCAUUAUGACACAGAGAAGGAGAAAGGAAGUGGGACAUUUGUUGAGUUCCUGCACCGCCGAAUACCAUGCAGACUGCUUUAUCUGCCACAUUUAAUCCUCAUUACUUGGUGUUCUUAGAACUCCCAUUUCACAGAUUCUUAAGCUCACAGAGAGGUUGCCUGACUUGGUUUUACAUAGCCAGCUCUCUGUGGAGGCCCAGACACCUCUCUUCCUCAUGGGUGACUGCCAGGCGGGGCACAACCUGCAUCUGUGUCUGGCCCACCACCCACCUCUGGUCUGUGCCACCUUGAUCCUGCUGCUGCUUGGCCUCUCCGGCCUGGGCCUUGGCAGCUUCCUCCGCACCCACAGGACUGGCCUGCGCAGCCCUGACAUCCCUCAGGACUGGGUCUCCUUCUUGAGAUCUUUUGGCCAGCUGACCCUGUGCCCUGUGAAUGGGACAGUCACAGGGAAGUGGCAAGGGUCUCACGUCGUGGGCUUACUGACCACCUUGAACUUCGCAGAAGGUCCAGACAGGAACAAGACACAGACAUUCCAAACCAAGAUCCUGGGUAGUCAGAUGGGAUUGAAAGGAUCUUCUGCAGGACAGCAGGUCCUCAUCACAGCCAGGGUGACCACAGAAAAGACCCCAGGAAUCUGCCUGUAUUUUAGUGCUGUUCCAGGAAUUCUGCCCUCCAGCCAGCCACCCAUAUCCUGCUCAGAGGAGGGAGCAGGAAAUGUUACCCUAAGCCCUAGGAUGGGUGAGGAGUGUGUCAGGGUCUGGAGCCACGAAGGCCUCGUGCUCACCAAGCUGCUCACCUCGGAGGAACUGGCUCUAUGUGGGUCCAGGCUGCUGGUCUUGGGCUCCUUCCUGCUUCUCUUCUGUGGCCUUCUCUGCUGUGUCACUGCUUUGUGCUUCCACCCACGUCGGGAGUCCCACUGGUCUAGAACCCGGCUCUGAAGGCACUGGCCUACUUCCUGCCUUGUUCUCAGGUUUGAAUCAACUUCUGGGCUUUGUUUCUAUGUUGGAAGAAUGUUACAGAAAGUGAAGAGCUGGAAUGUGAGGGAAAUAAAAGGCUUUUUUUGCCC
This is a messenger RNA of Microcebus murinus (gray mouse lemur), 1356 nucleotides long. It is a transcript of the gene TMEM219, whose product is annotated as transmembrane protein 219. The record is from RefSeq and is a predicted model, not a curated record. Lineage: Eukaryota; Metazoa; Chordata; Mammalia; Primates; Cheirogaleidae.